ACAAAACCAAACCCAACCCACUUCUUUCUAUUUUAAUUUUCCCAGUAACGACACACAAUACUCCAAGACGACAUCGUUUCAUUCAGCACCGCGGAUCUCAGAGAGAGAGAGAAAGACUUGUUCUUUUUUUUUUUUUAACUAACUCUUUUAACAAACUUAACUUACUUAUACCUCGAUCUCCGAUCACCGGCGCCGGCGGGCAUUUUCAUUUCUCCGAUGAGAAUGCCCGAACAAUGAGCAAAUCUCGUAACCAAAACGACGAAGCUGAAGACCAAAACGACAACGAAUUUUUCUACGAGUCUCUUGAUCGGUUACUUUCCUCUACUACUUGCUCUUCUUCAUCUUCUUCAGAUAAUGAAGAAGAUAUUAAUAAUCACUGCCACGUGUUUCCGAAUGGAGUCACCGGAAGCUAUGACGUAUGGAUCUCACAACCGUCGUCGGUGGAGGAACGGAGGUCGAGGUUGCUGCGGCAGCUCGGACUGCCGCCGGUUUUAGGUAAGUCAAUAUCUGCGGAUCAGUUAGAUAUAGAUGAUUACGAUGAAGACGAGGAGGAUAUACGUAUUGCGUCUGUAAUCGUACGGUCGAAAUCUGCUGAUCAUGAAACACGUGGUGAUUUAAAUUUGAAUAGUAAUAAUAAUACUACUAAUUGUGAAGAAAUUCUUUUAAUUAAUUCUGAAAGUGUAAAUAAUAAGGUUGAUAAUAAUAAUGAUGAUGAUAAGGAUAGUGAGAAACAUUUGUUGGUGAGAUCGUCGAGUGUUGGUGUUGGUGAUGGUAAUAGUGUUUGUAAGCCGCCUACGGGUAAAGUUGUUAGGCGGAGUGAGGAGAUUGUGAAAUGUGAUGUGAGUGUUGAUAGGAAUGGGGGUGAUUCGGUUGGGAUGUAUUUGGAUGUGGAUUUGGGAAGGGAUGGUGGUGAAGAUGAUGAUGCGGUGUGUACGAUUAAGAAUUUGGAUAAUGGGAAGGAGUUUGUGGUGAAGGAGGUUAGAGAGGAUGGAAUGUGUGGGAAUUUGAAGGAAGUUGGGACGGGGAGGCAUUUGACGAUGGAAGAGUUUGAAAUGUGUGUUGGACAUUCGCCGAUUGUUCAGGAGUUAAUGAGACGGCAGAAUGUUGAAGCUGGUAAUGGUGAGGAUUUGGUUGAUUUGAAUGGGAAUGGUAGUGGUGGGAGUGGAUCUAAGUUGAAAAAGAAAGGGAGUUGGUUAAAGAGUAUUAAGAAUGUAGCUAGUUCGGUUACAGGGAGCAAAGAGAGACGGAGUAGUGAUGAGAGAGAUACGUCGUCGGAGAAGGGUGGGAGACGGUCUAGUUCAGCUACUGAUGAUAGUCAAGAUGCUUCUUUUCAUGGUCCAGAGAGAGUUCGGGUUCGGCAGUAUGGAAAAUCUUUUAAAGAUCUUACAGCUUUGUAUAAAAGUCAAGAGAUUCAGGCUCAUAAUGGUUCUAUAUGGACUAUUAAGUUUAGUUUGGAUGGGAAAUAUCUUGCUAGUGCGGGUGAGGAUUGUCUCAUCCAUAUUUGGGAAGUUGUUGGUUCAGAAAGGAAAGGCGAUCUGUUGUUUGAUAAACAGGAAGAUGGAAAUUUGAAUGUGUUAUUGAUGUCCAACGGUUCGCCAGAGUCAAUACCACUACCUUCAAGUUUGGAAAGUGUACCCGAAAGGAAACGAAGAGGAAGACUAUCUAUAAGCCGAAAGUCUAUAAGCUUGGAUCCUAUCGUUGUGCCGGAGACUGUAUUUGCGUUGUCAGAAAAACCCAUUUGUUCUUUCAAUGGGCAUCUGAAUGAUGUGCUUGACCUGUCCUGGUCCAAAUCUCAGCAUUUGCUUUCAUCCUCCAUGGAUAAAACAGUACGGUUGUGGCAGUUGUCUAGCAAGUCAUGUUUAAAGGUCUUUUCUCACAGCGAUUAUGUGACUUGCAUCCAGUUUAAUCCUGUUGAUGAUAGAUACUUUAUCAGUGGGUCUCUAGAUGCCAAGGUUCGCAUAUGGAGCAUUCCUGAUCGACAAGUUGUUGAUUGGAAUGAUCUACAUGAGAUGGUCACUUCUGCUUGCUAUACACCUGACGGUCAGGCUGCGCUUGUUGGUUCAUAUAAGGGGAGCUGCCGUCUGUAUAACACCAGCGAAAAUAAGUUGCAACAGAAGAGUCAGAUCAACCUGCAAAAUAAGAAAAAGAAGCCACACCAUAAAAAAAUUACCGGGUUUCAGUUUGUUCCAGGCAGUACAUCAGAAGUGCUCAUAACGUCUGCGGAUUCACGAAUUCGUGUUGUUGAUGGUGUUGACCUUGUCCAUAAGUUUAAAGGGUUUCGCAACACAAACAGCCAAAUUUCAGCCCACCUUACAGCAAAUGGUAGAUACGUGGUUUGUGCCAGUGAGGAUUCCAAUGUAUAUGUUUGGAAACACGAAGGUGAUUCUCGUGCUAGCAGAAACAAAGGGGUUACAGUUACUCAAUCCUACGAGCACUUCCAUUGUCAAGAUGUAUCAGUGGCUGUUCCAUGGCCUGGUAUGACAGAUGCCUGUUGGGGUUUUCAAGAUGGGUUUGCUGAACCCACUAGGUUAAGUAGCGAAAGGGACCGGUUAGACGAUGUGUCUUCGGCUAACCAUCCCCCUACACCAGCAGAUGACAGUAAUGGAAAAGACGCUUCUCCAUUACUAGCUUCUGGCUGUAGCAGCAGCCCUCUUCAUGGAACUAUCUCUAGUGCAACCAAUGGUUACCUUUACGAUAGGAUGUCGGCUACAUGGCCAGAGGAAAAGCUUGUUUUGGCUUCUAAGAACCCAAGUCCUCGGACCAGUGUUGAUUUUUCAAACGGGAUGAGCCCAGGGAAGUCAGCAUGGGGUAUGGUGAUUGUGACAGCGGGACUACGUGGGGAAAUCAGAACAUUCCAGAAUUUUGGAAUACCGGUACGGAUAUAAGUGGAUGGUUGUACAGAUAGCUUCAAUGAUUUGUAAAAUUUAGCAGGAGAGUCUUCUUUUCUUUUUAUGCUACUUCUGCUUGUUCAAAUUUGGAACUGAUGGAGGAGCCAGUUCGAGUAGGAAAAACAAAUAGAGUUGUUGGGGGAAAAUAACCAAAAAGAAAUUAAAAAAAGAAAAAAAAAAGUGAGGAGAAUACGGUUGGGGAGUCUAGAAAACGAUGAUGAACUGUAGAGACUUGAAGAUAUUAAUUUGUUCUUUUACGAUUCAUUCUUGUGUAUUCGUUCUUUGUAUCUUCCUUCCCCCCUUUUAACUUAUUUUGUGUUGGUGAAAAUGAAAGUAUUCUUGAUUGUGUAUACAA
Messenger RNA from Erigeron canadensis, 3243 nucleotides. Its product is annotated as WD repeat-containing protein 44. The record is from RefSeq and is a predicted model, not a curated record. The transcript is spliced from 8 exons. Bases 234 to 2885 code for a protein of 883 amino acids. Lineage: Eukaryota; Viridiplantae; Streptophyta; Magnoliopsida; Asterales; Asteraceae. Gene Ontology annotation, molecular function: protein binding.